Anthostomella pinea is the source of this 3453-nucleotide messenger RNA. The record is from the annotation of a GenBank genome assembly. NCBI's taxonomy places the organism in Eukaryota, Fungi, Ascomycota, Sordariomycetes, Xylariales, Xylariaceae.
AUGCUACAUCCUGCAAAGGGCCACUUACGGAGCGCAUCGACUGCGAGCUUCGUGCGCCUUGCUAGACAUCGCCCGCAGUGCCAUCACCAAUAUCGUGGUCGGCAGUCAUGGCUGGCGCAUUCGAGAUGGCAGACCACUGUCGCCGCAGUCGCGCAAACCACGCCGACUGAAGCCUCGGAUCGUGCGCGCUCGAGGAGCCUUGCCAUUCCAUCCGAUGCUCGUUUCAAUGAGAUAGGCGUGCAACAUCUUAGCUCCCACGUCUACGACCAGAUCUUCCCGAACGGUAGCCAACCUCCCCCGAAAGAUCUAGUAGAGCUGUCGAAAGACCAUCUGCGCCGUCACGAUCUGCUUGGCAAGAACACCGACAACAAUGCACCAAUCGCUUUCGACAUACCCCCGAUCCAGGGGCAAACCAUGGACGAACACUUCUACAAGCUCGGAAUCGAUUGCGCCGAGCCGUUCCUGACCUACGCGAAGCAGUUUGCGAGAGAUAAUGGACCUUCGCGACCAAAGAAAUGGGUGAGACGCAGCGGCUGGACAAAAUACUACCCGGACGGCCGGACCGAGAUGGUCGAGGCUCCCGACGACAACAUGCUGUCUUUUGACGUCGAGGUCAUGUGGAAGGAAAGCUCGUACGCUGUCAUGGCUUGUGCGAUGAGCCCGACCGCGUGGUACGCCUGGUUGUCACCGUGGCUGCUGGGCGAGUCCGAGUCUGACCAACACUUGAUUCCGUUGGGCGACCCAAGUAAGGACCGAAUCAUCGUGGGACACAACAUAGGCUACGACCGAGCCAGGAUCCUCGAGGAGUAUGAUCUGAAGCAGACAAGGAACUCAUUUCUGGAUACCAUGUCUCUACACGUGGCGGUCAACGGCAUGUGCUCCCAGCAGCGACCCACGUGGAUGAAGCACAAGAAGAGCAGGGAGCUUCGAGACAAGAUCGCCAAUGAGACGCAAGAUAUGGAAUUGGCAACCCUUCUAGCCAGUAAUACCAUGCGCGAGGAUGAGGAAGAACUUUGGGUCGAUCGCAGCUCCGUCAAUUCCCUUCGGGAUGUCGCCAAGUUUCAUCUCAAUGUUGCCAUCGACAAGGCCGCUCGCAACGACUUUGGCGAAUUGGAUCGGGCAGGCGUGGUAGCAAAGCUGGACGAACUUCUCGAUUACUGCGCGGCCGACGUAGCAAUCACUCACCGAGUCUACAAGACUGUUUUUCCAAAUUUCCUCGAGACCUGCCCCCAUCCUGUCAGCUUUGCUGCGUUACGGCAACUCUCGUCUGUUAUACUACCUGUCGACAAAUCAUGGGAUGCAUACAUCGCGAAUGCCGAGGCGACAUACCACAAGCUGUCCGAUGCCGUCCAGGAGCGACUGAUCGGCCUGACAGACAAGGCGCUGGAGAUCAAGGACGAUGAGCCGAAGUGGAGCAAUGACCCGUGGUUGAAGCAGUUGGACUGGUCGGGCCAAGAGAUCAAGAUGGUCAAAGGAAAGAAAAAGAACGAUCCGCCGAGGCCGGCAGCCCGACAGAAGAAACCUGGCAUGCCGCAGUGGUACAAGGACUUGUUUCAGAAGAAUGAUGCGCCGAUCAACCUUAGCGUCAGAACACGAAUCGCGCCUCUUCUGCUACGACUUGCAUGGGAUGGGUACCCGUUGCACUGGUCUGAUAAGUACGGUUGGGCUUUCAGAGUGCCACGGUCAGACGCCUCGAAAUACGACUCGACCCAACUAGUCCGGUGUGACCUCUCAGAUGAGCCGAUCGAAGCUCUGAAGAAUGAUCGAGAUGGUCUGUUCAUCAAGCUUCCUCACAAGGAUGGACCGUCCUCGCGAUGUGCGAACCCGCUGGCUAAAGGGUACCUCAGCUACUUCGAAAAGGGCAUAUUAUCGUCGGAGUAUACGUAUGCAAAAGAGGCACUCGACAUGAAUUCGUCAUGCUCGUAUUGGAUCAGUGCACGAGACAGAAUCAUGUCACAGAUGGUUGUCUACAAGGAUCAGAACCCCUCUGCGGCGAAAGCACCGGGCCGGAAAACGAAUGACCAUGAUCAGGGUUACAUCUUACCGCAAAUCAUCCCGAUGGGUACCAUUACCCGGAGAGCAGUUGAGAAUACCUGGUUGACGGCCAGCAACGCAAAGAAGAAUAGGGUUGGUUCCGAAUUGAAGGCCAUGGUCAAAGCACCGCCCGGGUAUUCCUUUGUUGGUGCAGAUGUCGAUUCUGAAGAGUUGUGGAUUGCUAGCGUUGUUGGAGACUCGACGUUCAAACUUCACGGAGGUAACGCUAUCGGCUUCAUGACCCUCGAAGGCACCAAAGCUGCCGGCACAGAUCUUCACUCUCGCACAGCCUCGAUUCUUGGGAUAACUCGUAAUGAUGCCAAAGUGUUCAACUAUGGCAGAAUCUACGGUGCCGGACUCAAGUUUGCUGCCACCCUCUUAAGGCAGUUCAAUCCUAGUCUUUCGGAGCAGGAAACGCUCGAUAUAGCUGGCAAGCUGUAUACUACGACAAAGGGAACAAAAACGAACAGGAAACAGCUACACAAGAGACCUUUCUGGAGAGGCGGUACAGAGUCUUUCGUCUUCAACAAGCUCGAGGAAUUCGCGGAACAGGAACGCCCACGGACGCCAGUGCUUGGAGCUGGUAUCACCGAGGCCCUGAUGGGUCGUUUUAUCAGUAAGGGCGCCUAUCUCACUUCACGUAUCAACUGGGCCAUCCAAUCGUCUGGCGUCGAUUAUCUCCAUCUCCUUGUCGUCGCCAUGGAUUAUCUCACCCGGCGCUUCAACAUCGAUGCCCGUCUGGCCAUCACUGUGCACGACGAGAUCCGGUACCUUGUCAAAAACGAAGACAAGUACCGAGCUGCGAUGGCACUUCAAGUUGCUAACCUCUGGACGCGGGCUAUGUUUGCCCAACAAGUUGGCAUUAACGACCUCCCUCAGUCAUGUGCUUACUUCUCGGCCAUCGACAUUGAUCAUGUCCUCCGCAAAGAGGUGGACAUGGACUGUGUGACGCCCAGCCAUUCGACGCCCAUACCACAUGGGGAGAGCAUAGAUGUCAAUCAAUUGCUCGAGAAAGGGGACCAGGCCUACCUCGACCCACGCAUCGUUCCAUCGAGUUUUGCCCCAAAUCUGAAGGGCAUCGAAUAUACCCCAAGAAUACCCGUAAUGGAGAGCUUGGCGGCCCAGGACCCCAAAGAUUUACGAUUCUUGAAGGCACAAAUCACCAAUGACGAAAAGGAACUCCGCGACAUCCUCAAGGAUCAGAAGAAGACCUCCGGUAGCGGCUCAACAGGAGGCACCGUUAGGAAACCUAGGCAGAGGAAGCUGGUGCCGUACAGCUCCCAAGCUCAACUAAUACCACACAUGUACGAACCAUUCGAGGCGAAGUUCACUUCCUCCCGACAUAAUUACGACGGAGGGCAGUGGACCUUUGAGCCAAUGCCGACCUCGCGCUGGAAGAACUCCCGGCCUGGGCUCUGA